Molecule: messenger RNA, 1376 nt
Organism: Dendronephthya gigantea
Lineage: Eukaryota; Metazoa; Cnidaria; Anthozoa; Malacalcyonacea; Nephtheidae
Product: neuropeptide F receptor-like
Exons: 1
Coding region: 69-1061 (330 amino acids)
Biological process (GO): G protein-coupled receptor signaling pathway
Cellular component (GO): membrane
Molecular function (GO): G protein-coupled receptor activity; peptide binding
Source: RefSeq, a predicted model, not a curated record
CAUAGUUCAUCUUAAGCUGCUAAAGUACACCACACAGAAUUUUCAAGGAACCACGACUCAAAGAGAAAAUGAACGAGACGAUCCUGUUCGGUUCAUUGAUGAUAAUAAUUAUCAUCUUCGGCUCAAUCGGAAAUGCACUGGUUAUAUACUCCUUAUGUAAGCAAAAGAAACUAAUAAAAAGAAACAAUCAUUACUACCUUGUUCUACACCUCGCUGUCUACGACCUAGUUUGCCUACUGUUUGGCGGAGAAUACGCCUACGAAUCGCUCAGUGGUAAGAACUUCGCAUUUUCCACUCUAAUUUGUAAGCUGUGGUCGACAAUUCACACAUGUUUCUUUAUCAUGGACGCUGCCGUAAUGGUUAUCAUUGCCCUCAUCCGGUACCGCGCCGUUUUCCGUCCACUAGCAGCGCCUUUGAAAAGAUGGCAUAUUAACGUGGUUCUAGGAGCAGGCUGGAUGCUAGCUAUUGCAUGCAUGGCCCCAUUCUUCUGGAUGUUACAUUUCUCUCCAAAACCAGAAUCAUGCCACCCAGAUUGGCCUAACAAGACCUUCGAAGUCACCUACACCGUUCUCCUAACAUGCAUACAAUAUUUUAUACCAGUCAUAGUACUGACUUUGGUGUAUCUGAGAAUCUAUAAGAAAAUUUCUGAAAACUUCACAGAAACGCCCAGGGAAGAUAGCAUUCUGGCUCCAAGCGAUAUGGACGAAAAUACUAAAAAGGGAACAUGGUUUCAAAAGUUCAGAAACGACCGAAAUGGACAAAUAUUUCUAGUCAGUUUUGCCAUAGUUAUAUGUUUUACAAUAUCUGCCUUCCCACUCCAGUUGAUUGGAAUAAUAGCCAUCAGCGGCAUCCCAGUUGAUAGGUAUCACACCAUCUCAUAUCUCCUGUUUGUUACUGGAGUCUGUUCACUGAACCCAUUUAUAUACAAAGCUUUGGACAGAAAAGUGUUUUUGGUUAUAAGAUCAUUUGUGAGCAAGACCUUCAGACAUAUUUCACACUCAUCGAAACGAAGUGCACCAGCUGGAUACACUCACACAAGAAACAGAGAGAGUUCUGUUUAAAGGGACAAACAAGACUUUGUCAUAAUGUCUGUACAUUCGCAUUAGUAGCAUUGGUCCAUCUAGUUAUUGCAUUCCCCGAUAAUCACCUCGCCUUUGGCGAAUAAUUGUUAAAUACAGUGAGAUCAAAAACACAAAAGAGAUAAAUUUAGAGAAAUUAUUUAGGAAGAGGAUGUUGCUUCAAGAUUUAUUGACCUAAGCUAAUCAUAUUAUUUGCAUUUGCAAUUUGUUAGCUUUAGCAAAAAUAAUCGAGCUGUUGCAGGCAUGCAUAUUGUUUCAUGCAUGUACUGGCCAGAAAUAUUCAAAAACAUGAUUAUU